GCGUGCUGGCGGCGGCGGCGGCCGCGCAGUCCCGGCCCAGCGCCCGCGGCGCCCCUGGUACGGCCCGAGCGGCCUGGCUGAGGGAUCGGUGGGUAGCGAUGGCGCGGUCGCGCCGGCAGCGCCCGGGGGCCUGGGCGCCGCUGCUCUUGCUGCUGCUGGCCGGGCCCGUCGCCUGUGCCGCCAGCCCCGCGGACGACGGCGCGGGCGCCGGGGGCCGGGGGCCCCGGGGCCGCGCGCGGGGGGACUCGGGCUCCGACGAGGCGGUGCCGCGCCAUGACUCCUCCUAUGGCACCUUCGCGGGGGAGUUCUACGACCUACGCUACCUGUCCGAGGAGGGUUACCCUUUCCCUACUGCUCCUCCUGUGGAUCCAUUUGCCAAAAUCAAAGUGGAUGACUGUGGAAAAACUAAGGGAUGCUUUAGAUAUGGCAAACCGGGCUGUAAUGCAGAGACCUGUGACUACUUCCUUAGCUACCGGAUGAUAGGGGCUGAUGUGGAAUUUGAGCUGAGUGCAGACACAGAUGGUUGGGUAGCAGUUGGAUUCUCUUCAGACAAGAAAAUGGGUGGUGAUGAUGUCAUGGCCUGCGUCCACGACGACAACGGCAGGGUGCGUGUACAGCACUUCUAUAACGUAGGCCAGUGGGCAAAGGAGAUUCAGAGAAAUCCUGCCAGAGAUGAGGAAGGAGUUUUUGAGAAUAACCGGGUCACCUGCAGAUUUAAACGGCCUGUGAACGUUCCCAGAGAUGAAACGAUAGUUGAUCUGCAUUUAAGUUGGUAUUAUCUGUUUGCUUGGGGUCCAGCCAUUCAGGGCUCCAUCACCCGACAUGAUAUAGACUCACCACCGACUUCAGAGCGUGUUGUCAGUAUUUACAAGUAUGAGGACAUUUUUAUGCCAUCAGCUGCCUAUCAGACCUUCUCCUCUCCAUUCUGUCUGCUUCUCAUUGUUGCCCUGACCUUCUACUUAUUGAUGGGAACCCCUUAACCACAGCUGCAAAGCCAACAGAUUCAAUGCAUUAUUAGAAAGUCUUUAGUAUAUUUUUAAAAAAUAUGCAGUAUAAUUUUAGCUUCUACUAUGUAAAAAAAAAAAGACUUAUAUGAUUCAGCUUUCUGGAAGAAAGAGCAAGUUUCUUUUCUAAGCGAAGAGGAUUGUUUAAUAAUGACCCCAUACUUUGGGAAAGUACUUAAAACUUUUCUAAGCGCUCACUUUCAAAUACGUUUUCUUAUUUGAGCUUCUCAACGUCUCUGAGUUGGCUUGAUGAACAUUAUUAUUGCCAUCGUACUGAAUGGGAUUUGAGACCCAGGAAGGCUCCCUUUUUAUGACUCUCGUGCCAUGUAGCCUUGGCUACUUGGUCAGAUAACACAUAGCAAGGUAGAGAAAGCUAGGCAUAGAAACCAUGUCUCUAAACAACCUUUACUCUUCCAACUACAGCUCAAGAGAGUUACUUGGAGUAAUACUAAGGAGAACUUCACUGGAUGGCCCAAGUUCACAGUCAGCCUUUUAGGCAGAAGAACUUUCAAAUUUUCAUAAAGCAUGAAGGCAUUUGGAUACUUACACAGCUAAUGAGGAGAAUGAUGGAGAUAAUAGUGAUAUGAAAAUGGUUCAUAUUUAUUUGAAGUGUCUUCUGGAUUAGUAAGUAGCUAAAAGAACACACUUUUUUUUGCUGCUUGGAAAGGUUAGAAAUGGAACUGUGCGUGUUCCUGAAGAUGUAAAAUUAUAUUAAUGAUAACAAAAAAUAUGGGCAUUCUUAGAAGUUAGAAUUUGGACUCUACUACCACUGUAUUUAAUAAAUUAAGGUGUUCAUUUGUGGUUACAGCUAAUUCUGUUGUUAGUCACCAUAUAUUGAGUAUGAUUAAAUGUGUAUUAUAAUAGACAAAUCAUCUUGAAUAUUCAAGGCAUUUUGAUAACAAAUUAACAUUUUUGGAGAUUGUGGAGAUUUGGAGUAGAAACAUUUUAAAGAUGACAUUUUUUUUUAAUCAGCAAAUGCGAAAUGACCCAUCAAGUGAAUUUACUUAGAGUAUCCAUUCAAAUGUUCAGACUUGUAAAUUGGAUUGGCAGUCAGCAUAAUUUAUAAUAAUGUCUUGACUUAAUGCAUUUUCUUUUUGCAAAGGAACCCAAACGUUCCUUUAUUCCAACUGACUGAGUUAACAGCCCAUUUAGAGGAAAAGAGUCUCUGGGUAUAAUUAUGCUGCUGAGGCAUUUCCACUGUAGAGUUCUGGAGUCUUCUGGCUCCCCCCCCAACCCCCCACCCCGUUGCUUUAAAGCUGGCUCCAACUUUGUGGUUUUUGUGAUUAACAACACUGGAGACUGUGAUUUCUAAUGCCAUCCUUGGAAUCCAUGUCAGAAGUGAAAGGCCACCUCUCCUAUGGGGGAAGCUUUCACAAUUCUUCUGGCACUGAACAAAAAUAAGGAAAACAUCCAGAUUCUGUGACAUUUACUGCGUGCAUCCAAGGGAUGUAGGAGAAACAAUCCUCAUUGCAGGUGGACAGAGGUGAAAUGACAUCAAGCGAGUGAUGGAUUCAAACUCAAGUCAUCAGAUUCAAGUCCCUGGCUCCACCUGACUCAUAACCAAGCCCUCCAGCCUUGGCUGAGGAUGGCCUGUGCAUCACCUUCUAAGCUCCAGUGGUUGUGUAGCAGUGAGGACACUGAGUAUGCAGGCACCCAGGUUGUAAAUAAGAAAGCAAAUAUUUUUAUAUUUCACCCUCUCAUGGGUAUAAUAUUUCCGCCAUAAAUAGGUUCAAACUAAAUCGAGACUUGAGCUAGUCUCUGUAGCAGGCAGGGAAGGAAUAAAUUAAGGGAUUUUCCUUCUGCUUACCUUUCAAGUCAAGCUAAUUGUUUCAUGAAUUGUUUUUCCUUGGAUUACCAGUUUCGCCUCUUUGUGCUUAGAACUUUCAACGAUUUCUCAUUUCCAUUAGUGUGAAAUGCAAACCACUUUGUUUACCUCCAAUAUCAUCUUUUGUUACCACUCCUCACCUUGCUCUGUCCCAGCAAGACUGACUUGCUCUCAGUUCCUCAGACCUGCUCUCUCACCUCUCAUGACGUUCCCUGUGGCCCAAACAUCCUCCACUUCCUGGGCUUGCUGAACUCCUAUGCACCUGUCAGGUCACAGAGUCAGUAUUUCUUCCUCCAGUCCCCUGGACUAAGUAUCAAUAGGUUCAGGUCCCUGCCAAAUGCUCCCAGAGCACACUCGGCUUCCCCAUUAUUUUACUCAUCACACUUUCCUGUAAUUGCUGGCUCGUCCUCCCUGCUAACUCCCUAAUGCAGGGACCAUUUCCUGUUACUCAUCCUUAUAACAGACAUGACUGCAUAGUAGGUACCCAGCAAACAUUUGUUGAAUGAAUAAAUAAACGAAACUCUACUCCCGUGGCAAGUUUGGUCCAGAAAGCUUGUAUUCCAUAUACAUUGCUAGACUGGCCAACAUUUUUAUAUUCUUCGACCUGUGAUCACUCCUUUAGCAAACACUGAACUUUUGUCUCUUGAAACAAAAAUCGAAAGAUCUUUCGUAACAAGGCUGUCUUGCCCUGUAAAACAGGGUUGACAUUUUUAACAAUAAUCAUUGUUCAGAAAUGGGAAUUCAACAGACCAGGGAUGCAGAACAGCAUUUAACCGUCAUCCCAGAGAAUCAUCAAUUUAUAGACAUACUGAAGUUAAAACUCUGUAGACUCCAAUUUUAUUCGUUCUUACAUAAUGUAGGAGAAUCAACUUGUAUUUUAUUUCUGUAUUCCAUUUUCUAACAUAGUACUUGUUGCAGGGGAGAAACCCAACCAGUGUGUUUUUGUAAAUGCCUAAGUAGAAUAAUGUCUACUAAAUGUAUUUAGUGCUUUUCUUAGCACUUUACAAGGAUUAACUCAUUUAAUCCUCACAACAACCACGGGAAGUAGAUUCUAUUAUUAGUCCAAUUUUACAGACGAACAAACUGAGGCUAGGCAUUUGGCAUAAAUUACCAGUGUUGGCAAGGACUUUAGAUGACAGUUUAUCCAAUGCACUUAUUUUAAAGAGGGGCAGCUGAGACCUAGGGAGGGGAUGUGAUUUCCAUCAUGCACAUUCAUUAAAAAUUUUAUUAAGUGGAACCCACUAUCCACACUCAAAUUAGCCAGGUGCUUUUUUUUCCCCUUUAUCAAUUUACAAUGAAUAGAAGGACUUUUUAUAGUUAUAUUUGGGGAAAGGGGUACAUUUUACUUUCUCUCAGCUUUUUCUCUUCUUAAAAACAUUUUGAUUCUUUAUUUUACCAGUCAUUUUAGUGUGUUUAGUAGUUUUAAAAAAUAAUACACAGGGCUUCCCUGGUGGCGCAGUGGUUGAGAGUCCGCCUGCCGAUGCGGGGGACACGGGUUCGUGCCCCGGUCCGGGAGGAUCCCACAUGCCGCAGAACGCCUGGGCCCGUGAGCCAUGGCCGCUGAGCCUGCGCAUCCGGAGCCUAUGCUCCGCAACGGGAGAGGCCACAGCAGUGAGAGGCCCGCGUACCGCAAAACAAACAAAAAAACAAAAAAAAACCCCACAGAUUGGACAAGACUAGAAUGUAUUUGUCUUAGUUAAUUUUUAAAAGUGACUUACCUAAAACCCAGGUCUUCUAACUUGGAGUCCAAUGCCCUUUUCUUGCUCCACUGUAGUCUCAAAGAUGAAUUUGCAAACAUGAUUUCAGACAAAAGGCAGGAGCCAUAUUUAAUUAUCUCAAGUUGGCUUUUGUCAUCAAGGAAAUCGGAAAGUUUGGACAACUCAGGGAUGGAUUUCCAUCCCACAUAUUUUUUACUACUAUUUCUGUAAUUAAGUUUACAGUCUAUAUUCAGGAUUUUGUGCUUAAGAGGUAUUACCACUGAGGUUGUGUAUUAUUCUUAGUUCUAGCCUAUGGGUCAGCAAAGUUUUUCUGUAAAGGUCCGGAUGAUAAAUAUUUUAGGCUUUGCAGUUUCUUAGCUGUUCAACUCUGUUGCAGACAAUACGUAAAUCAGUGAGCAUGCCUGUGUUCCAAUAAAACUUAAUUGACACAAAUUUGAAUUUUACAUAACUUUCACAUGUCACAAAUAUUCUUCUUCAGAUUAAAAAAACAUUUUUAAUGUAAAAACCAUUCUUAGCUUGCAGACCAUACAGAAACAGGCAGCCAGGUUGGGUUUGGCCUGUAGACUGUAGUUUUCCUACCCUUGCUCUCAGCUAAGAGGCACGCCCAGGUGUCAUGAUCAAUUGUAUAGGACACUGCGAGUAAUGUAUUAUAAUGUAUUACUGGUUAAUUAUAUCUAAUUAUAUAAUUAGAUAUAAUUAACCAGUAAUACAUUAUAUAUUAUAUAUUAGUUAAUUAUAUCUAAUUUAUCUAGUAAAAUAAAUUAUAGUUGAUGGAUUGUUAUCUUGAUAAUGCAUUCCCAUUAGAAUUUGCAUUCUAAUAUGUUUUCCAGAGUUGAUGUGAAAGAGGUGUCAGUAAAGUCAGAGCUGGGUAAGCAGCAGUUUUAUUUUAUCUAAGCUGUGCCAAUCGUGAACGACUUUCACUGUGCAGUUGCUCUUCAUGGUGUGGAUUACGUUGAUCCUUAAACAUCGCAUGAGGUUAGGGGCACUGACCCUCUAGGCGGUGGAAAAUCCACCUAUAAUUUAUAGUAAGCCCUCCAUAAUAUGUGGUUCCCAUGUCCGCGGUUCCUCCUAUCCAUGGUCACAUGGUCCAAGGAUGCAACCAACCUUACUACAUGUAGCACUGUAGUAUUUACUAUUGAAAAAAAUCCAUGUAUAAGUGGACCUGCACAGUUCAAACUUAUGUUGUUCAAGGGUCAACUUUACAAUGUUCAGACUAGUUUAUUUUCCUCUAGACAAUUUUAAAGUAUUAUCUAAAUCUGUUACAUCCACGGGAUGGGAGUGUUUUACUCGUGACUAUGGCAUCACCUUGUGUAUCAUAAUGGAAACAUGUUUGAGAACCACUGCAAUAGGUCAAAUGCUGAGAUGUGAAUACUAUACUGUAUAUAACUGUAUUGUUCUCUAAAUAGAAUUGGUUAUGUUUAGUGAACAGUUUGAUUAUUCUCAGUGUGUUUGUAUAUAUAUUUGUGCAUACGUGAUGAGGUCUGUAUGUGUUUAUACAUAAAUGCCUAUAUAUACACAUACCAUGGCCAUUUGAAGGUCUUUGUCAGGAUUGUUUCUGGUUCUGAUCUUGUAAAUACUUUAAAACCCAAGAGAUAAAACAUUGUAUGUAUUACAGGCCAAACUACCCUUGAGUUUAUAGUCAUUUCGUUUGCAGAAAGUGUUCCUAGAUCCGUUGUUAAACCUUGCCUCCUCCAUUCAACAUUCUAUGAC
Molecule: messenger RNA, 6257 nt
Organism: Physeter macrocephalus (sperm whale)
Lineage: Eukaryota; Metazoa; Chordata; Mammalia; Artiodactyla; Physeteridae
Gene: FRRS1L
Product: ferric chelate reductase 1 like
Exons: 5
Coding region: 99-980 (293 amino acids)
Biological process (GO): regulation of glutamate receptor signaling pathway; regulation of postsynaptic membrane neurotransmitter receptor levels
Source: RefSeq, a predicted model, not a curated record